AUGGCGGUGGUAGUGAUGGUGAUGGUGGUGGUGGUGACAGCAAUGGCUGCAUCGAUGGUGGUGGGGCUUUUGUGGUGCGGUGAUGGUGGCAGUGGUGAUGUCAGUGGCUGCAGCGGUGGUGGUGGUGGUGACGUGGCUACAUCGAAGGUAGUGGUGGUUGGUGACGAUAGUGGUAAUGGUCACGGUGGUGGUAGUGGUGGAAAUAGUGGUGGAGUGGUGGUGGUGGCAGCGACGGCAAUGGCUGCGAUGAUGGUUGUGGUGAUUGGUGGCAGUAGUGGUGACGAAAAUGGUGGUGGUGGCGGUGGUGUUGACAGUGGCAUGUUGAUAGUGAUGGGUGGAGGUAGUGGUGAUGGUGGUGACAACGGCAAUGGUGGUACGACAGCGGCGACGACGAUGGUGGUGGUGGUGAGAUAUUAG
Gastrolobium bilobum is the source of this 417-nucleotide messenger RNA. Its product is annotated as glycine-rich protein 5-like. The record is from RefSeq and is a predicted model, not a curated record. NCBI's taxonomy places the organism in Eukaryota, Viridiplantae, Streptophyta, Magnoliopsida, Fabales, Fabaceae. Bases 1 to 417 code for a protein of 138 amino acids. The transcript has 4 exons.